This is a messenger RNA of Lachancea sp. 'fantastica', 918 nucleotides long. NCBI's taxonomy places the organism in Eukaryota, Fungi, Ascomycota, Saccharomycetes, Saccharomycetales, Saccharomycetaceae. The record is from the annotation of a GenBank genome assembly.
AUGGGUAAAGGCGCAGCCAAAUAUGGGUUCAAAAGUGGUUUAUUGCCCAGCGCGCGUUCUAUCCUCAAGAGACCCACUAUUAAACAAACAGAUGUGGUAGAAAAGUUGCAAAGUUCCAAGCCAAAGGGUCCAGAAGGUGUCGGAUAUGCCGAAAAUAUUGCACAUCCUAAGGGCUCGCACAGACUUCCUCCAAAAACCGAAUUCAUCGAUGUCGAAAAACUGAUCAAAGACACAAUUCCAGAUCCGCAGCACUCAAGGGUCCCGAAAACAGUGCAGCAGGAAACAAGACAAAGUAAGGCUCAAAUGCGUAGAGAAUAUCUUUCAGAUGCAUUCAGAAGAGAGGAACAGCGUGUUUUGAAACAAGGUGAACUUCUCAAAGAAAAAGAAGCAAAACUGGCUCAACAAAGACAAGUCGAGCUAUCUGCUUUGAACGAAAGUCGCUCCAGUGACCUGACAAUACCAACAUUGGACAAGCUACUGCAGGGUCCUUUGAUGCGCCAAAGAACGCCCGAGGAGAAGACAAUUCUCGAGAUGAAACGAAAACAAAAUCGCGAUGUUUUGCAAUUAAGAGCCAAGGAAAGAAAAUUGGAAAAUCUGCUGAAACUGUACCAUGUUUCCGACGAGUUCAUUGUGUCAGAGGCACAACUUUCCAAGAAAAUUGAUGAGGCUUUUGCCAACGAAUCAUCGGAAGCUUUGAGGACUAAACUAAGCGUAGGAAACGCCAAGCCCAGAGCUCGCAAUGAAAAAGAAAUUGGAGACGCCCUAUUUGGCUCUCUUGGGGGCGGCAAUUUUGUUGGUCUCCCUACCAUCAAGGACUUCGUUUCUGGCGAGAUGAAUGCUUUUGCCAAAGACGUUGAGACACAAAAUGAAGCUGUGACAAAACAAAGACAGCAAGACAUGGAUACCAUUUUGCAAUAG